AUGUCCACUGGUAUUGAUUCAAGUACUUCAUUAAGUGCUAGAACUAGGUCUAAACAACCUAAAGCACCAUCGCCUGAAGAAGUCCAACAUGAAGUUGAAAUUGAUUUAACUCAAGAGAAAUUGCAACGUCUUGAAGAUGAAGAAAAUUUCCAAAAAUCCUUCAAUGAAUUUGAAUCAUGGUUUGCACCAAUUUUCUUUACCAUCUUAUCAUUUGCUGUAAGAUUGUAUCGUAUUUCCAUCAACGAUCAUGUUGUUUGGGAUGAAGCACAUUUUGGUAAGUUCGGAUCAUAUUAUUUACGUCAUGAGUUUUAUCAUGAUGUUCACCCUCCUUUAGGUAAAAUGUUGGUUGGGUUAUCUGGUUAUAUAGCUGGAUAUAACGGUUCAUGGGAUUUCCCUUCAGGUGAAAAGUUCCCUGACUAUUUAGAUUAUACCAAGAUGAGAGUAUUCAAUGCUACUUUCUCGGCUUUAUGUGUUCCAAUGGCUUAUUUUACUUGUAAGGAAAUUGGUUUCAAUAAUUUAACCACUUGGUUAUUCACCUUGAUGGUUUGUUUAGAAAGCUCAUAUGUUACUUUAGGUAGAUUCAUCUUAUUGGAUUCCAUGUUAUUAUUCUUCACUGUUUCAACCGUCUUUUGUUUCACUAGAUUCCAUAAUUUGAACAAGGUGGCCGAAAAGAGUUUUACCAGAAAAUGGUGGAAAUGGUUAUUAUUAACUGGUUUUGCCAUUGGUUGUACUUGUUCCGUCAAAAUGGUCGGUCUUUUUGUUACUACUUUAGUUGGUAUUUAUACUAUUGUUGAUUUAUGGAAUAAAUUCGGUGAUAAAUCCAUGUCAAGAUUAACUUACAUCUGUCAUUGGAUUGCUAGAAUCAUUGGUUUAAUAAUAAUUCCUUUAACUAUCUUCUUAUUAGCUUUUAAGGUUCAUUUUGAUUUAUUAUAUAAAUCAGGAACUGGUGAUGCUAAUAUGUCAUCAUUAUUCCAAGCCAACUUAGUUGGAUCUGAUGUUGGUGGAGGUCCUCGUGAUAUCACUAUGGGCCAUUCAGUUGUUACUUUGAAAAAUCAAGGUUUAACUGGAGGUUUAUUACAUUCCCAUGUUCAAACCUUCCCUGAAGGUUCAAAACAACAACAAGUUACUACUUAUAGUCACAAAGAUUCUAAUAAUAACUGGAUUUUCCAAAGACCAAGAGGUUUACCAAUCUAUGAUUCUAAAACCAAUAAAGAACUUGAAUAUGUUGUUGAUGGAAUGAAAGUUAGAUUAGUUCAUCCAAUGACUGGACGUAAUUUACAUACUCAUAAUGUUCCAGCUCCUGUUACUAAAAGUCAUUUUGAAGUUGCUGGUUACGGUAACUUGACUAUUGGUGAUCUGAAAGAUAACUGGAUUGUUGAAAUCAUGGAACAAAAUGGUGAUGAAGAUAAAGAAAAACUUCACACCUUAUCUUCAUCAUUUAGAUUGAAGAAUCCUUCUAUGAAUUGUUACUUAGGUGUUUCUGGAUCUUCUUUACCAGCAUGGGGUUUCAGACAAGGGGAAGUUGCUUGUUUCAAAACUCCUUUCAAAAAGGAUAAGAGAACCUGGUGGAAUAUUGAAAACAAUGCUAAUGAAUUAUUACCACCACCACCAGCAGAUUUCAAAUUACCAAAAACCAGAUUCAUCAGAGAUUUCAUUCAAUUAAAUUUAGCUAUGAUGGCAACCAAUAACGCUUUGGUCCCAGAUAACGAAAAACAAGAUGAUUUAGCCUCAAGUGCAUGGCAAUGGCCAACUUUAAAUGUUGGUAUUAGAUUAUGUUCUUGGGCCAAUGAUGCAAUCAAAUAUUUCCUUAUUGGAUCACCAGCUACUACUUGGACUUCAUCUGUUGGGGUUAUUGUAUUUGCUGGAUUAACGUUAUACUAUCUUGUUAGAUAUCAAAGACAAUAUAAUGAUUUCUCCAAUAAAGAAACUUUACAAAAAUUCUUAAUGGGAGGUAUCUAUCCAAUGUUUGGUUGGGGAUUACAUUAUAUGCCAUUCUUAGUCAUGGGUCGUGUUACUUAUGUACAUCAUUAUUUACCAGCUUUAUAUUUUGCCAUGUUAGUAUUCUGUUUCGAAGUAGAACAUUUUACUGCUCCAUUAAAGAAAUCUCAAGGUGGUAAAUUGAUCUAUUCGAUGAUUUAUGUUGGGUUAUAUACUUUAGUUAUUGGAUGUUUCUGGCAUUGGAGAUGGCUUUCAUUUGGUAUGGAAGGUCCAAAAGAAAACUUUGCUUACUUAGAUUUAUUACCUUCAUGGAGAGUCGCCAAUGAUAACAAUCAAUAA
Molecule: messenger RNA, 2277 nt
Organism: Yamadazyma jaroonii
Lineage: Eukaryota; Fungi; Ascomycota; Pichiomycetes; Serinales; Debaryomycetaceae
Source: the annotation of a GenBank genome assembly